This is a messenger RNA of Notothenia coriiceps (black rockcod), 941 nucleotides long. It is a transcript of the gene slc38a9, whose product is annotated as solute carrier family 38 member 9. Lineage: Eukaryota; Metazoa; Chordata; Actinopteri; Perciformes; Nototheniidae. Bases 684 to 941 code for a protein of 85 amino acids. The record is from RefSeq and is a predicted model, not a curated record. The transcript has 2 exons.
AUGCAUCUUUCGGCUUUACGUUUGACUCUUUUGGCGAUAUAAGUGGAACAUAAUUGGCGGUCCAAAAUGCUUAAAAAAAAGAAAAAUGUCAUCCCCGAAAUAGAGGUGCUACGCCAUUUGUAGUCUGACAUACAGCAAGUCGAAGUGGGGAUUACAAAACACUACAUAUGCAUCUUUGAAGUAUUUUUGUAUUUGUAUAACUUUGAUGCAGUGUGAACAUAACAGUUGUAAGUGAAAUGAUAAAGAAAGAAUAAGAAAAUAUGUCUAGGUUUCAUAGAUGCUAUGAUGAAUACAAACGAAAUGUAAUUGUAUGCAGUUUUGACGAUGUUUACUGUCUUAUUGCCCACCUUAGGCUACGCUAAGCAAUGUUUUCUGUUUUUAUACUAAAGUCAGGUCAACGUACGUAGUCUAUCUGAGAAAAAAUAGGAUGACUGUCUUUAAUACGUGGAGUUAAAUGCACAGAAAUACAAAAAGCACUAUACCACAAAUAUACAACGGCUUCACACAGCAAGUAGAAACUAAUUCCUUUACUGUGACUUCAUGCUCGUGCACUGACUUACCGACUGUUCUACAUAAAUAUUGCAUGUUUUACGGCUGCUCUGUGCCAGUUACUGAUUAUAUUUUACAACAUGCUUCCUGCAAGUCAGGUGAUGAGCGUUGGGAGCCUGAACGUCUGAGGCAUCAUGGAGGAUGACUGCAGGCCUCUGCUGAGCUCCGAUCAGCAGCCGGCAGAGAGCUAUUCCCAGAGAGGCUCCACGGACUCCCUGGACUUCAGGGCUAAAAGGCCUUUCUACGUGGAGCCCAGGAACAUCGUGGGUGACGUCCCGCAGGAGAGGGUCUCUGCUGAGGCGGCCAUCCUCAACAGCAGAGUGCAUUAUUACAGCCGGCUGACCGCCUCCUCUGACAGACUGCUAGUAAGUCACAUCCCUGCUAAUCACUAG